UCAAUCAUUUCAUUUCAUAACAAAUAUUUAAGAUAUUAUUACUAUUAUUAUUUCCAUUCCCAUUGUACUCAAUAGAAAACUGAGGCCCAGAGAAGAUAAACAGCUAGUCCGAGGUCAUACUAUUAGUAAGUGACACUAAGAUUUAAACCAAACAGUCUGAUUUCCAGAGUCUGAUUUCAUUUUUAACCAAAAUGUGAAUCUGCCUCAGCUCAAAGAGGGUGUGUAUACCACUCUAAGAGUUGAGUUCUAUGACAGGAGGUUCCUUCCAGUCUUGUCAUAAAAAGAAGCUCAGCCCAGCCUUCCCCCAACAGAGUACCAUGGCCAGGCGAGUUGCAGUGAUUGGAGCUGGUGUGAGUGGCCUGUCCUCCAUCAAGUGCUGCUUGGAUGAGGACCUGGAGCCCACCUGCUUUGAGAGAAGUAACGACAUCGGGGGACUAUGGAAGUUUACUGAAACUUCUAAAGAUGGGAUGACCAGGGUCUACAGAUCAUUAGUGACAAAUGUCUGCAAAGAAAUGUCAUGUUAUAGCGACUUCCCCUUCCAAGAAGAUUAUCCCAAUUUCAUGCACCAAGGAAAAUUUUGGGAUUAUCUCAAAGAAUUUGCUGAGCACUUUGACCUUCUGAAAUACAUUCGGUUUAGGACCACGGUGUGCAGUAUAACGAAGCAUCCAGACUUCUCUGAAACCGGUCAAUGGGAUGUUGUCACAGAGACAGAGGGGAAGCAGGAACGAGCUGUCUUUGAUGCUGUCAUGGUUUGCACCGGACAUUACCUGAAUCCCCAUUUACCAUUGGAGUCCUUUCCUGGUAUUCAUAAAUUUAAAGGCCAGAUCCUGCACAGUCAGGAGUACAAGAGCCCAGAAGGCUUUCAAGGCAAGCGCGUGUUAGUGAUCGGUCUUGGGAACACUGCAGGGGACGUGGCAGUGGAACUGAGUCGAACGGCAGCUCAGGUACUUCUCAGUACCAGAACUGGUGCCUGGGUUCUCCACCGCUCUUCAGCUGGGGGCUACCCACUUACUAUGGUGAUUACAAGAAGAUGCCUUAAUUUUACUGCACAAGUUCUGCCCUCGUGUGUACUAAACUGGAUUCAAGAGAGGCAAAUGAAUAAAAGACUUAACCAUGAGAAUUAUGGAUUAAGUAUUACAAAGGGGAAAAAAUCAAAAUUCAUUGUGAAUGAUGAACUGCCAACCUGUAUCCUUUGUGGGACAGUCACCAUGAAAACCAGCUUGAAGGAAUUUACAGAAACCUCUGCUCUCUUUGAAGAUGGAACAGUGGAAGAAAACAUCGAUAUUGUGAUCUUCGCUACAGGAUACACAUUUUCUUUUCCCUUUCUCGAAGAACCUCUUAAAAGCCUUUGUACAAAGAAGAUAUUCCUGUACAAGCAGGUUUUUCCUUCAAACCUAGAGAGAACAACACUAGCUAUCAUUGGCCUCAUCAGCCUUAAAGGAUCGAUCUUAGCGGGCACAGAGCUCCAAGCACGCUGGGCCACAAGAGUAUUCAAAGGACUCUGUAAGAUACCUCCAUCCCAAAAACUGAUGGCUGAGGCUACUGAAAAGGAACAACUCAUAGAAAGGGGUGUGAUGAAAGACACAAGUGAAGACAAACUUGAGUUCAUUCUGUACCUGGAUGACCUUGCUGCAUGCAUAGGCGCAAAGCCCAGUAUCCCUCUUCUGUUCCUCAAGGAUCCCAGGCUAGCUUGGGAAGUUUUCUUUGGACCCUGUACCCCUUACCAGUACCGCCUCGUGGGCCCUGGAAAAUGGGUUGGAGCCAGAAAUGCCAUCCUGACCCAGUGGGACAGGACACUGAAACCCUUAAAAACUCGAAUCGUUCCCAAUUCCACCAAGCCUACAUCCAUGUCACGUUAUUUAAAAGUUUGGGGGGCACCUAUCCUCCUUGCCUCUCUUCUACUGAUCUGUAAAUCUUCGUUUUUUUUUAAAUCGGUGCGAGAUAAUCUACAGGAUAGAAUUUCCCCUUAUCUAAUAAGUAUUUGGUGAGGAUGAAUCUGAUUCAUUAUAAAAGCUGUCCCUAGCCACGUUAAUUCUAUCUCCAAAUAUUUUGUGCAUUCCUCCUCUCCUUCCCGUCUUAACUGCUAUCAUCCAAGUUCAGGUCCAGUCAUCUCUUAUCUGAAUUAUUAUACUGUCUUCCCUCUGGUCCCAGUGCCUCCUUUUCCAAUCCAUAUUCUACUCUGCUACCUAAGC
This is a messenger RNA of Odobenus rosmarus divergens (Pacific walrus), 2192 nucleotides long. RefSeq names its product flavin containing monooxygenase 4 (gene FMO4). Gene Ontology annotation, molecular function: N,N-dimethylaniline monooxygenase activity; flavin adenine dinucleotide binding; NADP binding. Lineage: Eukaryota; Metazoa; Chordata; Mammalia; Carnivora; Odobenidae. The record is from RefSeq and is a predicted model, not a curated record.